This is a messenger RNA of Yamadazyma jaroonii, 2715 nucleotides long. Lineage: Eukaryota; Fungi; Ascomycota; Pichiomycetes; Serinales; Debaryomycetaceae. The record is from the annotation of a GenBank genome assembly.
AUGUCAGAGAAAAGUCACCCCUUAGUGGGAUCAAUCACAGCGCUGGGACCCACCGACGUACGGGGAUCAUUAGGUCCCACCAAAUCUUCAUCAGGAGAAUCAACAGCUCCCACCAUAUCCCCAUCAAUACCACCAACAUCCACCACUACACAUCCAAACCAUUGGACCCACGGCUUUCAACCUCCCACCACGGCGUUCAAAUUCUACCCCAGCAAAAAACUAGCCAAUCGUCUUACCCUCAACACCAUCCAGGGCAAGUUCUUUAAGCCCAUGGCCGUGCUAGAACUGGUGGGCCACAAAUCCAUUCAUUCAGACAACCACCAUUCCAUCUAUGAGGACAAUGACGCUAGCGAUAGCUACACAGACCUUCUAUACCCCCAGACGAACCCCAUCCAGGCAUUCUCGUCCCAUUUCAGUCUCCCUAAAGUGUCACUAAACGUCCCGUCGUUGAAGAACGCUAACGAUGUCAUCGACCACUUCCAGAACGAUAUCAGUCGACUCAUCUACCACAACUUCUACGCCCACGACGAUAUCAUUCUUUGCUGGGGAGGAUUGUACAAUAACGAAUAUUCCUGUUUCAGUAAAAUAGGUCUACCAGCUAACGUAGACAUCGCCAAGGUCUCGGUGUACUUCCCGGUAGACCUCCCACCAUUCAUCGACCGAGAUAUCUUGAUGAGUCCUUACUUAUCACUGAACAAGCAUCUUUACCUAUUCAAUCCCGACAGAAGCACCAUCACGUUGUUGGACGCCUUUACGUCCAAUCUUCCUGAUCAUUUGUGUAGCUGCUCGUUUGCCAAAAUCUCCGACCGUCAUGUGUUCAUCUACGGAGGGUUCGAGGUAAAGAUAGUCAGAGUGUACCACGACGAUACCACCGACCGAUGGAUCGUAGAGAAGGAUUUGGUACUAAACGAGGAUGGUUAUAUCAUGGACACCAUCACCUUCAAGUUCGUUAAGGUACCGUUGGUGAAGAGUGAAAAUGAAGAUUUCAGUUUAGGUCGAUUGGGGAACGGUAUUACUGCCAACGUCUACAACGAGGUGUCGUACGACGAUACGGUAUCAAGUUUCGCGGGGUCUGCGCAAUUCAAUAAUUUCACCGAUUCCUCCUACUACAGUCCCUAUAUCCCUGCCAAACUGGACCGGGAUAGUACAACCAAACUGGACCGGGAGAGUGUCAAGGAUGGUACCAAAUCUCCUGCCACCAAGAAGAAGAAUAUCCUCUCGGAACCAGGAACUCCUACCAGUUCUAGUGGCAGUAUGACGCAGAAAUUGACCAAAACCAAAAGUGUUGGUUCCAAGGACUCCAAAAGGGAACGGUCUAACAGCAAUGGUGGUAAGAAACACCGAGAUAUCUCCCACCUUCAUUCGUCCUCACCCAUAGGCAAGUCCACGUCGCCAAAUUACCGACAAUCUUCACCAUUACCGGUGGAGUUCCAACAAGCAGUGGGGAUUCCAGCCCAUUUACAAUCAUCUUAUUCCAACCAGGUCAAACAACAUCGUUCUAACUCCGGGUCGUUGAACAGUAGGCCGGUGUCGCCCCAACCUCAGCAGCCUACAGCCGUCAGGCCCAAUUUCAGUAAAAUCAUUACUUUCGAUGGUAGUGAGUUGGACGACGAUAUCGAAGCUACCGAUGUGUUUGGCGAAACUCCCGUCAAACCCACCCAUUCCUUAACCUCCGUAUUCAUUUUUGGUGGGUUUAUCGAGACCAUGGACGGAGGUAUCAAGAAAUACGUCGCCACCAAUGAUUUCCUCCGUAUCGACCUAAUCUGUGAAGGGCCAUUUUUCAUGACAAACUUCCACAAAGUCGCCAGAAUCUUCAAGAUCGCUCCCUCCAUCGACACUCCGUCCCCCAGAGGAUACUUUGCUUCCACGCUCAUCGAUUUGAACGAAAACCACGACGAAGAAUGUGAUUGGACCAACCCUCGUCCGUUCUCCCCCAACGAUGAAGAGUCCAGUAACUCCUCCAUCCAAACCUCCAACUCCAGGCACCACAAUAAGAUCACUAAGAUCCUUACUCCGGAGGAAUUCUUCAGCCAAAAGGGUCUUCUCGUCCAAGGAGGCUGUGAUAACGAGAAAAGAGUCUUCUCCGAUAUGUUUGUGUUCCGUUUCGGUACACAAAAGUGGGAAUCCCUUGAUACCUUCACCUACGACUACUUCGACCAGCAACAACAGCCUAUGGAGGACAAAGAUCUCGUGUCGGAACGUCAAAAUCUCAGUCCGAAUUUGGUGGAGGCAGAAUUGAGGGCUUGCCACCACCAGGCCAUCUUCUAUAAUAACUUCGGUAAACAGUUGGUGAUCUUCGUGGGAGGGUUCCGUAGUGAUUUCUUGAAGUACGUGGACGAAGAACCCUAUGUUACCGAUAAGCUCGAUGUGUCAUGUCUCAAUAGAAUGAAACUUGCGGCCAAAAACUUCGAUACCUGUAGGGUUCUUGUGUUCAACGUAAAGACACAAACCUGGGGGUUCUCCCGGUUCUACUACGAUCUAAGGAAGAACAUCUCCCACCAGGCAUUCGAAGAUAUUAAGGAUAAUCCCAUGUUCAUCGAUGCCAACCUCGUCCACCAUGGUGCUGGGUUUGCCUUGAACGGUAGAAUCCUCACUAUUUGUCAGGGGUUGAUCACAGUGGUUCCUGAAGAUGAAGAGAACUUUAAGAAAUGUCAGGAUAUGUAUACGUCGAUGUUAUUUGGAUGUCAUCUUCAAAUAUCAUUCCCUAGUAUUUAA